AUGUCCGCCCCUACAGAAAAGCCUCCUUCUUCCUGCAAGGUGAUGUUGAGCAAGAACGUUGCCAACCGCCUCCUCGCCGAAGUCCACGAAGGCCUCAAGACCCUCGAGAAGCCGCCUCACCUCGUCGGUUUGCUGGCCAACAAUGACCCCGCCGCCUUGACCUACGCGCAGAUGACACAGAAGACCUGCGAGGAGAAUGGAUUCAAGUACUCCAUGCGCGAGGUGUCCCGCGACGACAUCGAAGAAGCCAUCCUCGCCGCCAACGCCGACAACAACGUCGACGGAAUCAUCGUCUACUACCCGAUCUUCAACAACCGCCAGGACCAAUACCUGCAGCAGAUUGUUGACGUGACCAAGGAUGUCGAGGGUCUGAGCCACCGCUACAUCUUCAACAUGUACCAGAACGUCCGCUUCCUCGACGGCGAGGCUAAGCGUCAGAAGUCCAUUCUGCCCUGCACCCCGCUGGCCAACAUCAAGAUCCUCGAGUACCUUAACAUCUAUAACACCAUUCUGCCCUAUGGAAACCGCUUGUUCGGCCACACCAUUUGCGUCGUGAACCGCUCCGAGGUCGUUGGCCGGCCACUUGCUGCCCUGCUGGCUAAUGACGGUGCUUGUGUUUACAGUGUUGAUGUCACCGGUGUGCAGAAGUUCACCCGUGGCGAGGGAUUGCAGAAGAAGACACAUGAGAUCCACGAUCUUGAGGGCAAGACCAUCAAGGAUGUUGCCCCUCUCUGUGAUGUUGUCAUCACCGGUGUUCCUGGUGAGAACUACAAGUUUGACACUAGCCUGCUGCGGGACGGUGCUGUCUGUGUCAACUUCUCCAGCGAGAAGGUAUGUAUAUUAUCUAUGAUGUCUUGGAAUUGCUCGUUGACCAUUCUUCAGAACUUCCCAUGGGAGGUCCGUGACAAGGCCUCUCUUUUCGUUCCUUCCAUUGGAAAGGUUACUAUUGUUGUUCUCCUGCGCAACCUACUGAGACUCAUCCAAAACAAGCGUAUGGAUGAUGUCAAGCCCGCCGAGGCCACAGAACGUCCCGGCACCCUCGAGGCUGCUUCCUAA
Molecule: messenger RNA, 1056 nt
Organism: Penicillium olsonii
Lineage: Eukaryota; Fungi; Ascomycota; Eurotiomycetes; Eurotiales; Aspergillaceae
Source: the annotation of a GenBank genome assembly